GGGAUGACAAGGCCCAACGCUUCUUUGAUCAGACGGUCACCGACCUCCCUUUCUUCCUCUCUCUCGAGACGACUGAUCGUACCCCGGCGUCUCGUCGCCACCACUCCUCCGCACAUUUCGAUGUGAUGGAGACGGGGUACGACUUCAUUCUCGGCACUUCGUGGUCUCGUUGGUUCCACAACACUGAGGCCGAUUGGGCGACCAACACUCUCGUUCUCAAAACGAAGUGUGGACAGACGUAUCGCGUACCUUUCAUAGGUACCACCGCGACACCAUGCCCCGAUCCUCCUCCCCCGGAGCCUUCCGUGCCCACACCAUCUCCUUCUAUCACUGUCACCUCGCCUCGGCAGUUCGCUCACUUCAUCCGACAGGACGACGUCACCUUCUUUAUGGUGAACGUGACGGAUCUCUUACACUAUGAUCCACCCUGUCCCGACGUCGAGCUCAUCCCUCUGGAGCCAGAUCCUCCUUCGAUCUCCAUGGUUCCCAUCUCUACGUCCCACCCUCCGCCGUCCGUCGAGUCCACCUCGCCGUCGCGCGCUGACGCUGAUGCUGCGAAACUCGCACGUUAUACGGCUGACAUGGAGCCCGCAGUUCGUGACCUCAUCCAAGAAUACCACGACAUUUUCCCAUCGUCGUUCUCGUACGCCGGCAUCCCACUGAUGCGUGACGUCCAGCACUCCAUCCAGCUUGUGCCUGACGAUCGUGUUCACCACGAGGCACCCUACAGACUCUCGAUCCCCGAGGCCACCGAACUCAAGCGUCAGCUUGAGGAACUCCUGAGACGGGGUUUUAUUAAACCCAUCAACUUCCCGUGGGGUGCACCCGUCCUCUUUGCUCGCAAAGCGGAUGAAACUCUCCGUCUCUGCAUCUACUAUCGUGGUCUCAACCGCUACACGGUUAAGAAUAGCUACCUCAUGCCUCAUUCCGACGAGCUGUUCGACCGCCUAGCAGGCAACCGCUUCUUUACGAAGAUUGAUCUUCGUCUCGGUUACUAUCAGAUCCACGUCGCUGCAGCCGACCAGCCGAAGACCGCGUUCCGAUCGCGCUUCGGCCACUAUGAGUUUACAGUGAUGCCAUUCGGCCUCACCAAAGCACCCGCCACCUUCCAGAGGGCGAUGAACGAUAUCUUCAGGGACAUCCUGGAGCAGUACGUUCUCGUCUACCUCGACGAUAUUUUGGUCUACAGUCAUACCCUUGAGGAGCACCUCAAACACCUCCACGACGUCCUUGACCGCUUGCGAAGACAUGGUUUCUACGCCAAGCUGAGCAAGUGUCGCUUUGCCCAGCACAAAGUGGAUUUCUUAGGACACUACGUGUCUGACCAGGGUCUCCACAUGGACGACGCGAAGAUCGCUGCUUUUGAGGAGUGGCCCACUCCCACAUCCGCCAAGCAGCUUCGCAGCUUCCUAGGCCUGACCAGCUACUAUAGUAAUUUCAUUCGGGGAUACGCUAGGUAUUCCUACGUCCUUACCUCCACCCUCUUUCAGAAGAACCCACCCUGGGCUUGGACACCCCUCCACGAGGACGCCUUCCGCCCCCUCAAGAAGGCGGUGACAUGCACACCGGUUCUUCACCUACCCGAUUUUGAUCGCCCUUUUAUCCUUACCACCGAUGCGUUAGACUUUGCUGUAGGAGCAGUGCUUUCUCAUGUCUUCCCCUCCUCUCCUGACUCCUCUCAUCCUCGUAUCCCUCGCUUCCCACCACCUACCCCUACCACUGGUUCCCGAUUGACGCCUACUCGUCCAGCUACUGACGAACGUUCGUUUAACCAUUCUCCUACCAUCGCCGAGGAUGGCACUGUCGAGUCUCACUUAGGUGAUUGUCUAAUAGCCUUCUACCCCCGUCAACUUCUGCCUGCCGUGAUAAACUACAGUGCUGAUGAACGUGAGCUACGUGUCCGAGCAGUAAAAGAGUUCCAUGACCAGGCAGCCGCCGGUCAUAUGGGCUUCCACAAGACGUUGACUCGUGUGAGCCGCCUGUAUGUCUGGCCGAAGCGCAAGGACUUUGUGAAGGACUACGUCGCAGAGUGUCCCACCUGUCAGGAGGUGAACAGUGCGAACCACUUGCCUUAUGGUUUGCUCCAGCCUCUUCCUAUCCCUGAGGGUCAUUGGCAGUCCAUCUCGAUGGACUUUAUCGGUCCUCUUCGUCCUCCGACCCCCCGCGGUCAUGAUGCUAUCCUGGUCGUCGUCGACCGCUUCACGAAGCACGCACGCUUUGUUCCGUGCCGCUAUGCCAUCAGUGCACGUGAGGUCGCCGGCAUCGUGUUUGACCGAGUCGUACGUGACCACGGCUUAGCAUUAAGCAUCAUAUCUGACUGUGACCCGGACUUUACCAUCCGAUUCUGGCGACGGCUCCACGAGGUGUACGGCAGUCAGCUCCGCUUCUCCUCGUCAUACCAUCCUCAGACUGAUGGUCAGACCGAGAUCACAAACAAAACUCUCGGGGAUAUUCUUCGAAAGAUUGUUCGUGAUGACCAGCAAUGGGAUCUCCAUCUUGCCCACGCGGAGAUAGCCUACAACCACGCCGUCUCGCCAGCCACGGGGAUGUCGCCUUACUAUUGCGACCUCGGCUAUCACCCUCGUGUUUCCGCGGACUUCCUCCGACCGUCACAGAUGCACCCCGAUACGAGUUGUCCCGCGCUGGAUGAUUGGGUUGCACACAUGACAUUGAUCAUGAAGACCGCACAUGAGCACAAAGCCGCUUCCCAGACUCGCAUGGCAGCACGUGCGAACCAAUCGAGGAUGGAUCAUCCAUUCAAAGUCGGUGAUGAUGUGCUUAUGGACGCCCGCCACUUACAGCUCGAAGCAGACACGCUUCGCAAGUUUCGGCGUCGCUUCUUUGGCCCAUGCCACAUCCUCCAGGCCGUCGGUUCUAACACGGCAUCUAGCCCGGUCAGCUUCCGUGUGAAGCUGCCCGACUACCUACACCAGACUCGUGUGCACGAUGUUUACCACGUCUCGACUUCUGUUCAGCGGAGUUGUCGUGAUUCCCAGGGGGAUGAGGGAGGGGGGGGGGUGCUAAGAGGGGCCAUGUCUGGCAGUGCGGGUGGAAGGCGAUGGGUGGACUGUGGGCAUAGCUGGGGGGGAGAGGGGGGGAAGGUGCCAAGUGGGGUCGUAUCUGGUAGCGGAGGUGGGUGGAGGCGGGUGAGUGGUAGGGAAGCCAGGGGGAGGGGAGAGGGGGAAAGGGGAGUAGGAUUUAGUCCCCUGUCUGGCAGCGAUGUGUGGGAGGGCCGGGGAGUCGGUGGGGAAGGAGGCAGGGUAGGUGGUGAUAUUGUUGUUGAUGGAGCCUGCGCCACUGUUGAUAUUGAUAUUGUUGUUGAUGAAGCUGACAACGGCGCAGGCGUUGUAGAUAGGAAUAUACUGUUUGAUGUUGAAUUUUUCGAAGUUGGCACCGCUGUCGUUGUGAAUGUUGUCGUGGAUGCAGCUAUCUGCAGUGCGGUCGUUGUAGAUGAUGACAUAGUGGUUGAUGUUGUGACUGUUGUGCAUGUGAUCGGAGAGAACCUUCCUGGAGAAGAUGCAGACAACGCCUCCGUCCAUUGUUUGAUUAUCACUUGCCCCCGCUCACGGCCUUGUUUGAAGAGCUUGAGACAGUCGUUCCAAAGAGGGUUUGCCCGAUGCCAAUCAACAUACUCAUCUAGCUCCUGUGGCGGCCCCUCCUCGAAUGGCAAGAUCACUUCCAUCAUCUACUGCACCGUUUCCUAAGCCCAUCUGGCCCCAGAUGUCAACCCCCCAGUAACAUCUAGCCCAAGCAGGGGAUGGGACGAAAGCAGGGAAGCCAUAACCCGG
This is a messenger RNA of Chara braunii, 3788 nucleotides long. Lineage: Eukaryota; Viridiplantae; Streptophyta; Charophyceae; Charales; Characeae. The record is from the annotation of a GenBank genome assembly.